AUUAUGAAUUUUCAAUAUCUGGAUAUAUCAGGGAAAAAUCAAGAGAAAAACACCGUCAGGAGAAACUGAAGCUACAGGAAGAGGGAAAACAAAAAGGAAAGCAGAAACAGUUUAAAAGAAAACAAACAGCCUGGUCUCAGAACAAAGAAAAGAAAAACAAGCGACAGGACAGAAGACAGCGGAAAGAGUUGUCAAAGAAAAGAAAACAGCAACAAUUUGAUGAAGAGGACUUGGCUGAACUUACCAAAGAUGCCAUGCUAGUGAAGAAACUCAAGAGGGGCAAGGUAUUUUAUUUCUUGUUCUUUUUAAAAGUAGAAUUUGUUU
This is a messenger RNA of Anneissia japonica, 324 nucleotides long. RefSeq names its product ATP-dependent RNA helicase DDX55-like. The transcript has 3 exons. NCBI's taxonomy places the organism in Eukaryota, Metazoa, Echinodermata, Crinoidea, Comatulida, Comatulidae. The annotation marks the transcript as partial. The record is from RefSeq and is a predicted model, not a curated record.